Pipistrellus kuhlii (Kuhl's pipistrelle) is the source of this 4268-nucleotide messenger RNA. RefSeq names its product DnaJ heat shock protein family (Hsp40) member C10 (gene DNAJC10). The coding region runs from base 366 to 2750 and encodes 794 amino acids. Gene Ontology annotation, biological process: protein folding in endoplasmic reticulum. The record is from RefSeq and is a predicted model, not a curated record. Gene Ontology annotation, cellular component: endoplasmic reticulum. Gene Ontology annotation, molecular function: disulfide oxidoreductase activity. The transcript has 23 exons. Lineage: Eukaryota; Metazoa; Chordata; Mammalia; Chiroptera; Vespertilionidae.
CGGGCUCCGCCCCCGCCCGGAGCCUGGCGUGCGGAGCCGGCGGAAGGUGGCUGCGCGCAGCUCCCCGCGCGGCGCACCCUCCCCGUCCCGAGCCGGCGGCCGGCGGUCCGAGAGGGCGCGCCUCCCUCCGCACGCCCAGCACCGCGGCGCCCGGCCGGGAGGACCAGCCGAGGGGGCUGAGGACGGGGAGCAGCUGUGGAGGCCACCCCGCAGCGCCGAGAUUAACAUUUGGAAGACAAUGUUAUGAUCCUUGAGUCACCCGUGGAGUAAUGUGGACAGAGGUUCUUGACCUUGCAUGUUCUAUCGCCCGGAACCAGCAGUGUGUAUUAAUGUUCACUUAAAUCAGAACUUGUAUAAGAAAAAGAAUGGGAGUCUGGUUAAAUAAAGAUGACCGGGUUAGAGACUUGAAAAGGGUCAUUCUCUGCUUUCUAAUAGUGUAUAUGGCUGUGUUAGUGGACACAGAUCAGGAUUUUUACAGUUUACUUGGAGUAUCCAAAACUGCAAGCAGUAGAGAAAUAAGACAAGCUUUCAAGAAGUUAGCAUUGAAGCUUCAUCCUGAUAAAAACCCGAAUAACCCAAAUGCACAUAGUGAUUUUUUAAAAAUAAAUAGAGCGUAUGAAGUACUCAAAGAUGAAGAUCUGCGGAAAAAGUAUGACAAAUACGGAGAAAAGGGACUUGCAGAUAAUCAAGAAGGAGGCCAGUAUGAAAGCUGGAAUUUUUAUCGUUAUGAUUUUGGUAUUUAUGAUGAUGAUCCUGAAAUCAUAACAUUGGAGAGAAGAGAAUUUGAUGCUGCUGUUAAUUCUGGAGAGCUGUGGUUUGUGAACUUCUACUCCGCAGGCUGUUCACACUGCCAUGACUUAGCUCCUACGUGGAGAGACUUUGCUAAGGAAGUGGAUGGGUUACUUCGAAUUGGAGCCGUUAACUGUGGCGAUGAUAGAAUGCUUUGCCGAAUGAAAGGAGUGAACAGUUAUCCCAGCCUCUUCAUAUUUAGGUCUGGAAUGGCUGCAGUGAAAUACCAUGGUGACAGAUCAAAGGACAGUUUAGUGAGCUUUGCCAUGCAGCAUGUCAGAAGCACUGUGACAGAAUUGUGGGCAGGAAAUUUUGUUAAUGCCAUACAAACUGCUUUUGCCUCUGGUAUUGGCUGGCUGAUAACGUUUUGUUCCGAAGGAGGAGAUUGUUUGACUUCACAGACACGUCUCAGGCUUAGUGGCAUGUUGGAUGGUCUUGUUAAUGUAGGAUGGAUGGACUGUGCCACCCAGGCCAACCUUUGUACAAGUUUGGAUAUAACAACAAGUUCUACCGCCUAUUUUCCUCCUGGAGCCACUUUAAAUGACAAAGAGAAAAGCAGUGUUUUGUUUCUUAAUUCAUUGGAUGCUAAAGAAAUAUAUUUGGAAAUAAUGCAUAAUCUUCCAGAUUUUGAACUACUUUCGGCAGACACACUAGAGGAUCGUUUGGCUCAUCAUCGAUGGCUCUUAUUUUUUCAUUUUGGAAAAAAUGGAAAUUCAAAUGAUCCUGAGUUGAAGAAACUAAAGACUCUACUUAAAAAUGAACAUAUUCAAAUUGGCAAGUUUGACUGUUCUUCUGCACCAGAUAUCUGUAGCAAUCUCUAUGUUUUUCAACCAUGUCUAGCAGUAUUUAAAGGACGAGGAACCAAAGAAUAUGAAAUUCAUCAUGGGAAGAAGAUUCUCUAUGAUAUACUUGCCUUUGCCAAAGAAAGUGUUCAUUCUCAUGUUACCACACUUGGACCUCAAAAUUUUCCUGCCAAUGACAAAGAACCAUGGCUUGUUGAUUUCUUUGCCCCUUGGUGUCCACCAUGUCGAGCUUUAUUGCCAGAGUUGCGAAAAGCAUCAAAGCAUCUUUAUGGUCAGCUUAAAUUUGGUACACUAGAUUGUACAGUUCAUGAGGGACUUUGUAACAUGUAUAACAUUCAGGCUUAUCCAACAACAGUGGUGUUCAACCAGUCCAAUGUUCAUGAAUAUGAAGGCCAUCACUCUGCUGAACAUAUCUUGGAAUUCAUAGAGGAUCUUAUGAAUCCUUCAGUGAUCUCCCUGUCACCCACCACUUUCAAUGAACUAGUUAAGCAAAGAAAACAUGAUGAAGUCUGGAUGGUUGAUUUCUAUUCUCCGUGGUGUCAUCCAUGUCAAGUUUUAAUGCCAGAAUGGAAAAGAAUGGCCCGGACAUUAACUGGACUAAUCAAUGUGGGCAGCAUAGACUGCCAACAGUAUCAUUCUUUUUGUUCUGAAGAAAAUGUUCGAAGAUAUCCUGAGAUAAGAUUUUUCCCCCCAAAAUCAAAUAAAGCUUAUCAAUAUCAUAGUUACAAUGGUUGGAAUAGGGAUGCCUAUUCCCUAAGAAUUUGGGGUCUAGGAUUUUUGCCUCAAGCAUCUAUAGAUCUUACACCUCAGACCUUCAAUGAAAAAGUUUUACAAGGAAAAAACCAUUGGGUGGUUGACUUCUAUGCUCCUUGGUGUGGACCUUGCCAAAAUUUCGCUCCAGAGUUUGAGCUCUUAGCUAGGAUGAUUAAAGGAAAAGUGAAAGCUGGAAAAGUAGACUGUCAGGCCAAUGCUCAAACAUGCCAGAAAGCUGGUAUCAGAGCCUAUCCAACUGUUAAAUUCUUUCCCUACGAAAGAGCAAAGAGAAAUAUUGGGGGAGAACAAAUAGAUUCCAGAGAUGCAAAAGAGAUUGCUUCUUUAAUAUAUGAAAAAUUAGAAAAUCUCCAAAAACAUGGAAUGAGAAAUAAGGAUGAACUUUAAUAAUAGUGAAGAUGAAGAAAGAGUUGAAAAGAAAUUCUGACAAAUGACAUCAGAAGAUAUCUUCUUAGACUGUUACUACAUUCAUGGUGGGAAUAAGUGAACAUUAUAUUGGACUUUAAUUAUACUGUCUAAAUUCUAUACAACAUUGGUAUGAAAGAAGGUCUGCAAGCUUUCUAUAAUGUGCCAGGUCAUAAAUAUUUUAGGUUUUAUAGACCAUAUGCAGUUCUUUAUCACAUAUGUUGUUUUGCUUUUACAACCCUUUGAAAAAUGUAAAAACCACUCUUAGUUGAGGGCCAUCCACAAAUAGCCACAAGCCACAUCCAGUCCAUGAGCCAUAGAUUGCUGACUACUAAAAAUGUUUGGGCUGGCUGGCUUGAACAUGAGUCUGCUCUGCUAGUGUACUAGUAUAUGUUUAAGUGGAACAAAGUGGGCUUUAUCACUUAAUAUGUUGUGGCUCACCUGAAAAAAGAGAACUUGGAUUUCAAUCGCCUGUUCUUCUAAAACUUCUCUGAAAUUCUCUAAUCAUAUUUCAUUUUAAAAAAAUGUGAUGUGGCAAAAUAAACAGAUACCCUGUUUUCAUGAUGUAUUAUAGUGAAGAGAUUCUUCAUUCUUUCUGAAAGAUUGAAGAAUUAAUUUUCCACAAUUGAGAAAAAUUUUUGUAACAGUGAGUUAGCAAAUUCUAUAGAUUUCUACCGUAUCCAGAAAUACCUGAAGAAGAAAAAAAAUAUGUGCAACAAUUAACAGGGCACUGUAGAGUAUCCCAAAUAUAUCAAGUAUUUAGAGUUCUAUAUUUUAAAGAUAUGUGUUAAUUUAUUUUCUAAAUAUUUUUCAUAAAGGUUUUCCCUGUGAUACUAAUUAUCUUUUGAAGCAUCUUUCUAAUAUUUAUGUUUUUGCCUUGUGGGUUCUUUUGUUGUGUACCCUUCAUUUAAAUUUGCCAGUUUUUCUUCAUAGUUGUUGUUUUUCACUCUUGUCUAUUCUCUUAAUUAUUCAAACAGGAAAAAUAACUUCGCGGUUUCACUGUAACUCACUGAUAACGCAGUCAUUCCCAUUAUUAGUUGGAGGCUAUCGUGUUCAGAUAAAUAUUGGCACAAUAACCAGUUAUUUUUGUAAGAAAAUUAAGUCUAUAAAUCUAAAAAUGAGAUCUUUUACAAUAGUUUCUCGCUUGUUCAGAAUCAAAUAAUUACAAUUUAGGGUGUAUGUGAUGGUAAGAAUUUCAAUUGAGCAAAAAAGAGGUCAUUGAAUUUAAAAAAUAUUUUCAGUUUUCCCAAACACCUAUUAGGAUUAUAUUUUAUAGCUCCAACUUAUAGGGGGAAAAAAUUUAUUUUCAAGUGUAACCCUAUUCUUCAUAGUCUCACCCAUGUUGUUUUUAGUGUAUUCCUUAAUUCCUUCUUAGAUCUCAUUUUACACAUGUAGGCACAUACAGAAUGAUUACCACUUCUAGCCUUAAUUUAACAUCACCUUUUUGAAUUAUAAUCAGUAAUGGCAAGUGCCUUCAUUUAUUAAAUUUUCAAAGCCUAG